Paramecium tetraurelia is the source of this 1065-nucleotide messenger RNA. RefSeq lists its product as uncharacterized. NCBI's taxonomy places the organism in Eukaryota, Ciliophora, Oligohymenophorea, Peniculida, Parameciidae. Gene Ontology annotation, biological process: ceramide biosynthetic process. The transcript has 4 exons. Gene Ontology annotation, molecular function: sphingolipid delta-4 desaturase activity. The record is from RefSeq and is a predicted model, not a curated record.
AUGAAGAAAAAUCAAUUCGGACUUUUGGAAGAUCUAACAGAGCCAGGACUCAUUAAAAAAAGUAAUGAUGUAUCAUGGAAGAGUGACUAAAUUUAUAAAUAAACAAAUUUUGAAAAAAAUACUGCUUAUUUCCACAUUAUGGGUCAUGAAGAAUCUCAUGCGGUCAGAAGAAGAGAAAUAUUGAAAAAGCAUCCAGAAAUAUAAGUGUUAUUUGGAAAUGACAUCAAUUCAGCUUGGUUAGGAAUUACAUUUGUGUUAGUGCAAUUCAGCUUCAUUAGUCUUUUCAACUAGCUCAGUUUAUUUUGGUUUGUGAUAACUGCUUAUGUUUUUGGUGCAACAUUGAGUCAUGCACUCCAUGUUUUGGUACAUGAUUUUACACAUUUUACAUGUUUUGAAAGCUUAGCACUUAAUAAAUUGAUGGCGAUCUGGGCAAACUUUGGAUAAGGAGUUCCCUCAGCUAUCACUUUUGGCAGAUAUCAUGCAGAUCAUCAUACCUUCUUAAAUUUGGAAACUCUAGACCCAGAUCUCCCAUCUAGAUUAGAAUUAAAGUAUAUAAAAGGGCCAGUAAUGAAAUUUUUGUUUGUGGCUUGCCUACCCUUAUUUUAUGCAUUAAGACCUGUGAUUUUGAGACCACUCAAGCCAAAUGCUUAUGAAGUAAUUAAUGCAGUUUCUGUCUUAUUCGUGGACUAUUUGAUAGUUCAAUAUAUAGGAGUAUAAGGACUACUAUGGCUUUUACUAUCUACUUAUUUUGGGUUGAGUGUUCAUCCUUUUGCUGCUCACCUGAUAGCAGAACAUUAUGAGUUUGUUAAUAGAAUGGAAACAUAUGAUUAUAUUGGUUGGGCUAAUUUCUUUGUUCUUAAUAUUGGAUAUCACACUGAACAUCAUGAUUUUCCUAUGAUUCCCUGGACUAGGUUACCAUUUCUAAGAAAAAUGGUUCCAGAAUACUAUGAGAAUCUUCCAUGCCAUACAAAUUAUGUGCAUACAUUAUUUGCCUAUAUUUUUGAUGGAUAUAUAGGACCCUUUUCUAGGAUUGUUAGAUCUUCGCCUAUAUAUUUCAAAUAAUGA